CCCAACGUUUUGACUUUCUUGUUGCUCCGUCCCGUCGGAAAAAAAUUGAAAUUAUAUCAAUCACUCCCGUCGCCGGAGCUGCUCUUUCCGGCUUCUUCGUCAUCUCUGCUUCUUCCGCUCUCUCCCAGCCAUGGCGGUUUCGGCUUCCCUCCACAGUCACGGCGCCUCUCCUUUACUGUCCUCUUCUUUCCCUUCUUCCAGACCCAAGCCCUCGCCUUCUUCCACCACUUACCUCUACGUCUUAUCGAAGCUUCGCGCAGUCCGCCCUCUCCGUCUCUGCCCCAGCCUCCGGUUCUCUUCCACCGCAGUCAAAGCCACCACCCUGUCCGCCAUCGAUCCUUCCACAACUUCCCCCCCCGGGAAGGACGGGAAGCUUCUGCUCGAAGUCAAGGAUCUUACUGCAGUGAUUGCGGAAACCAAGCAGGAAAUCCUCAAGGGCGUUAACCUCACCGUCUACGAGGGAGAGGUCCAUGCGAUAAUGGGGAAGAAUGGCUCCGGGAAGAGCACGUUUUCAAAGGUUCUUGUUGGACAUCCAGAUUAUGAAGUGACAGGAGGCAGUAUGGUGUUUAAAGGGGAAAAUUUGCUUGACAUGGAACCGGAAGAAAGGUCUCUUGCCGGCCUCUUUAUGAGUUUUCAGACCCCGGUUGAAAUACCAGGUGUCAGCAAUGCUGACUUUCUCAACAUGGCAUACAAUGCUCGAAGAAGGAAGCUGAAUCAACCCGAGCUUGGUCCCCUUGAGUUCUAUGCUUAUGUCUGUCCCAAACUCAAUGAUUUGAAGAUGAGUGUAGAUUUCCUUAAUAGAAAUGUCAAUGAAGGAUUCAGUGGUGGAGAGAGAAAGCGCAACGAGAUUCUACAACUAGCUGUUAUUGGGGCAGACUUAGCUAUACUGGAUGAAAUUGAUUCUGGGUUGGAUAUUGAUGCACUUCAAGAUGUGGCAAGAGCAGUAAAUGGGCUUUUGACAGCUAAGAAUUCUGUUUUGAUGAUUACUCAUUACCAACGGCUUUUGGAAUUUAUAAAGCCAACUUAUAUCCAUGUUAUGGAGAACGGCAAAAUUGUGAAAACUGGCGAUAUCUCCAUAGCUAAGGCUCUUGAAAAGGGAGGAUACAAGGCAAUAGCUGAGAGAUGACUGCCUUAGACCAGAUCUGAUAAGGGCUUUUGAAGGCGACUUGUUAUAGAUUGAUCAAGAAUUCCCCAAAGUUGGUCUUUAGAUUUUUUUGGCAUUCUGUAUGUCCAUAGCAUUGAUUUCAUCUCAUGAGGCUCAAUGUCUUGGGUAUAUUGGUUAUUUAACCAAAUGGAUUUGCACAUUGGAGAGAGAUCGAGAUCGAUUAUUCUUUUUUUUUUUUUAGUAAAGUAUUGAGAUCGAAUAUUGUUUAAUGGUCAGCAAAUAUCUUUAUGGAAUAGUAUUCUCAACGGUAUUUGUUGCUUGAACUACAUGUAUUGUAUAUAUGAUUUAACGUUUGUUCUUAUAUUCUUACCUCGAA
Punica granatum (pomegranate) is the source of this 1481-nucleotide messenger RNA. The record is from RefSeq and is a predicted model, not a curated record. NCBI's taxonomy places the organism in Eukaryota, Viridiplantae, Streptophyta, Magnoliopsida, Myrtales, Lythraceae.